AUGGCAAACUACAAGGACAUACCAACUGAAGUCUACUGUAUCAUAUUUCAGUAUUUAUCGAAACAAUCUCAGUAUCAAUGCAUGUUUGUAUGCAAAUCAUGGCAUGCAACUGCUGCACAGAUCUACUUUUCUGAAUUCCUGCUGCCAUUACAUCGGCCCAAGAAAAUAUCAGGAUUGCUCAACUCGCCCAGCAUUGCUGUCUGCAUUCGAACACUGAAAAUACAAGGAUUACAGAGCCACCAACGGUCGUUUGGGAGACAAGAAUUACGCCAAUUGAUUGGAAAUAUGCCGUAUCUGAAUAGACUUUAUUUUGACACGAAUGAUACACAAGAACAUCUGCAGACGUUAUCUCAAAUCUCACUAAAUCAACUGCGAAAUGUUAAGGAGAUCCGUAUCGGCCAACAUGGUACCAGCAGCGAUAUUGAGCGUCUGUACAUUCUGAACAAUAUGCGGUUAUGCGGCAACAUUGAAUAUUUACGACUGCAAUACCUUCGCAUCUCUUUCGAAGCUAAUCGGCGGAAUUUGAUCCAAUAUUUGGUACACUUCAAAAGACUCAAGCAACUUGUUCUCAUGAACAGUGUAAAGAAUGGUGGCAUAGCCAAUCUGGAUCUUGCAUCUGUUGCUUCAGUCUGCCCGUAUCUAGAAAAAUUGGACUUUCGGUCGUAUUUUCCAGCCCUGAUGAGAAGAGAAACACAGCCAUAUCAACUCAAGUAUCUGAAGAGUCUGACACUGGGAAUCCCUGAUAUCAAUAAUCAUUACUUGACGGAGUUGAUGUCUUGCAUCACCUUCUCAACUCUGGACUCACUAACAUUGGAAUUAUACGAAGCCUCUUUGAAGCAUUGGGUUGACGAUCGUGUGUUUGAAUCAAUGAAAACAUUUACUAGGCAUAUCAGUUUCCUCAAAAAGGUCAAGAUUAGCAUAGUGACAUUACCAGAGAGAAUGACAUUGGCGAGUUUGAUGCUGAGAGAGGCGACGAUAUCAUUAUGGGAAAUCAUGAAUAUUCUUCGAAAUAAUCGGCCGCUAUUUGGUUGCGUGGUGAUUGAUUUGGAUAACGUUCGUUUCAACCGGCUGAACCCGUGCAUUGAAGUAAUUGAUGGCCAAGCUAUCAAGUUACGGACGUGCUUGUCGUAUCCUAAUAUUGCUAAUAGCAACAACAGUUUUACCUGGGAUCCCUUCUUUUGUGCCAAUACUCUCAAUCAUGGUCUGCCUUUUAUCAACUCAUUGUGCGUGGAUUUCACAUUAUUCUAUUCUAGAAGCCUGAGACGGAUGAUCCAACUACUGGAAUGCUUGUUAUCGCGUUGUCAUUCGCUCAAAUACCUUUAUAUUGGAUCCAAUGUUUCGUCAAUGCUCUUUUGUCCUGUAGGCACCUCGCCAUCAUCACUUGAUCGUCCCUCAAAUGCCGAAUACAAGGCCAAAUGCAUCGAUACCAGCACACCCGUUACAGCCAGCACCAAAGAGAAUCUGAAAUGCGCGUCUUUUGAAAGCAUGCAAAUAUCAUCCUACUUGUUGCAAGUGAUGUCCAUCUUGUUGAAUGUCCAUACAUUGAAAAUCAGUCGUUGCUAUUACGACAGAGAUAUCUCGGGUGCUAUCGUGCUGAACCUUCAAGAACUCCUUUAUAUACCACGACUCGAGCUAACACUUGACUUUUGGGAUCAAGCGAGGCAAAUUUUUCCUCUACUAAUCAAGAUACAAAUGGCACAAGAUUAUACUUUAUACUAUCAAUGUGGCCCUCAACAUCAACGCAUUAUAUCCUCUUUGAACCAGCCGUCCAUCGAUGAUAUUUUCGAUUAUAACAUUGUUAUCCAUGUCAAAUGUCAACGUGUGGAUGCUGUAUCAUUGUACAAUGCAAUGGAUAGUAAUUUUGCAGUUUUCGAGCCGUGGUCAGAUUAUCUGUCUUAUAUAAGCAGCGGGGAAGCAGUCUAG
Molecule: messenger RNA, 1923 nt
Organism: Mucor velutinosus
Lineage: Eukaryota; Fungi; Mucoromycota; Mucoromycetes; Mucorales; Mucoraceae
Exons: 1
Coding region: 1-1923 (640 amino acids)
Molecular function (GO): protein binding
Source: RefSeq, a predicted model, not a curated record